UUCCUGUUUCCUGUGUGUUUCUGACCUGUUUCCUGUUUCCUGUGUGUUUCUGACCUGUUUCCUUUUUCCUGUUUCCUGUGUGCAGGUUCGGGACUAAGGAGGAGUACAUGUUGUUUAUGAAUGACUUCGUGGAGCGGCAGUGGACCAGCAUGCAGCGGUUCCUGCAGGAGAUCUCCAGCCCCGACGGGCUCAACCACACCGCCGGCUUCGACGGGUACAUCGACCUCGGCCGGGAGCUGUCCACCCUGCACACGCUGCUCUCUGAGGUAGACCAGUCCUGCCUGUCAAAGCUCGGUCCUCUUCCUCGGAUCCUGCGAGACGUGUCAGCGGCUCUGGCUAACCCGGGGGGCGUGUCUAACCCGGGGGGCGUAGCUUACCCAGGGGGGGUCUCUGUGUCCUCUCCAGAGCCUCAGCGGAUGGUGUCCCCACCCCCCCUGUCCCCGCCCCCCCUGUCUCCGCCCCUAUCUCCUCCUCUGGCAGCGUGUAAUCCUUCCCUUGGCCUGCAGGGCGGCGUCGGACUGGACGGAGGUUUGGUAGAUUUCACCAGACUUCCGUCUCCGACUCCAGAGAACAAAGAUUUGUUCUUCGUCACUAAAGGAUCCAGUUUGCAGCCGGCCUCAGGUAACCUCCGACCUCUGACCUCUGUCCUCUGUCCUCUGUCCUCUGACCUCUGACCUCUGUCCUCUGUC
Etheostoma cragini (Arkansas darter) is the source of this 689-nucleotide messenger RNA. RefSeq names its product disabled homolog 2-interacting protein-like. NCBI's taxonomy places the organism in Eukaryota, Metazoa, Chordata, Actinopteri, Perciformes, Percidae. The record is from RefSeq and is a predicted model, not a curated record. The coding region runs from base 108 to 674 and encodes 188 amino acids. The transcript has 3 exons.